Messenger RNA from Pistacia vera, 1710 nucleotides. RefSeq lists its product as uncharacterized. Lineage: Eukaryota; Viridiplantae; Streptophyta; Magnoliopsida; Sapindales; Anacardiaceae. The coding region runs from base 1 to 1710 and encodes 569 amino acids. The transcript has 9 exons. Gene Ontology annotation, molecular function: protein binding. The record is from RefSeq and is a predicted model, not a curated record.
AUGGCCAAUGAUGGAAUCUCUAUUCCUGAGAGCACCUCCACUCUAUCUGAGCAACAACAGAAGCAGUUGAAAGAAAGUAGUCAGAAAAAUGCAGCAGCACUUUACAUCCUUCAACAAGCGGUGGAGGAUGAUAUUUUUUCAAAAAUUUAUGCAGUUAAGACGGCGAAAGAAGCAUGGACUGCGUUAAAAGAAAAGUUCCAAGGCAAUACACAGCCUACUGCAUUAUCAGACGAGGAUAAAGAAAAAGUUGAAGCGGAAUGUAAGAAACACUUGCCGCUCUAUCAAGCUAUACUCAAAGGCAACAUAGGAACUGUACGAGAGCUCUGUGAUAAAGAUAAAGAUGCAUUAAAAGCCAGGAUCACCGUAAACUGGGACACAGCUCUUCAUGUAGCUGUUGGGAUUGGGACAGGCAAGGCAUAUGAUGUUGUUGAGUAUCUAUUGGGUAAGAUGCCAAUUGGCGAUCAACAACUGGCAUGGGAAAAUAAAGCGGGCAACACGAUUCUUUCCAUUGCUGCAAUUGUUGGAAAUAUCCCAGCUGCCUCCAUGAUAUUGCACAAAGAUAUAUAUAAAACUUUAAUUCUAGAUCCAAACAAUCCUAAAAGAAUGCCUUUGAUUGAGGCAGCGCGACAUGGCCAAAAGAAGAUGAUUAAAUAUUUAUUGCCUUUCAGCAACGGUUACUUGGACUAUGCAGAUUUAACACGUUUUAGUGACGGUUCUGGCUUUUCUUUCCUAAAUUCACUUAUAAUUGCUGGAUUUUAUGGCUUGGCACAAAAAUUGCUUCAAAAAUAUGGAAAUUUAGCUACAAAGCAGUUACCUAAUGGUGAGNAUAAAACUUUAAUUCAACAUUCAAACUAUUCUAAAAGAAUACCUUUGACUGAGGCAGCUCGACAUGGCCAAAAGAAGAUGAUUGAAUUUUUAUUGCCUUUCAACAACAGUUACUUCGAUUAUGCAGAUUUAACAGGUUUUAGUGAUUACUCUGGCGUUUAUUUCCUAAAUUCGCUUAUAAUUGCUGGCUUUUAUGGCUUGGCACUAAAAGUGCUUCAAAUACAUGGAAAUUUAGCUACAAAGCAGUUACCUACUGCUAUGAAUCGUCAAGAGAAGGUAUUACGCCUCAUAUGUGGUAGGAGUGGUUAUAAACAUAUGUUAUUACAGUCUGAAGACAUUGACAAGAACAAUAUCUUGCACUUAGCUGGAAAAUCUAAAAGUCAAUCGAAUCAGCUUCCCAGUGCAGCUAUUGAUAUGCAGCGUGAAUUACAGUGGUUUAAGAAAGUAGAGAAAAUGGUGCCGCCUGACUAUCGAUUGGAAAAAAAUUCGGAAGGAAAAACUCCAAGAAUGGUAUUUAUUGAGGAACAUAAAGAACUCAUAAAAGAAGGUGAGGAAUGGAUAAAAGGUGCAGCAUCUUCAUGCUCACUAGCAGCAUCAUUCAUUGCCACAAUAGUAUUUGCAGCAGCAAUCACUAUACCAGCAUCUCUGAUGAUAGCGUUUUGUGCCACUCUUUAUCUGGUGUUUCGUGAAAGAAACUCAAACUGGGUACUUUCUUUAGUGGUUGGAUUACCUAUAGUGCCGCUCUGCUUGUUUGUAUCUGCGAAAUAUUCCCUCUUAUGCGAGUUGAUUAUGUCAACAUUUUUCUUCAGCAUUUCCCGCAAGCUAAAAAGAUGGUAUAAGAUUGUUGAGGAAUUGAGAACAAGAUCAAGGGUUAGUAGCAACUAA